CGGGGCGGGCCUUCGAUGAGGUCAUCGGAGUAAACAGAAAAGAUGGCGACGCCAUACACGGGAGAUCGAGUUUUAGGGACAAAUGUGGUUACCUCAGGACGUUUCUCCAAGCAGCUGAUCGAUUUACCGGCGGAGAUAUUAGAGCAUAUACUGUGCUUCCCCGUUUUAAACCCUGUCGACAUUUGCAACGUUUCCAGCACGUGCAAGAGGCUACAUGACGUGUGCCAUGGCAGGGGAAAGGUCUGGGCUCAUCAGUACAAACUCAGAUGGCCCAGACUGCAGAGAUUUUACCGGCAGAAUGAAUCAUACGAUUGGCUGAAGGAAUUCAAGACCCGGCACACAGUUGGUCAACAGAUAAGAAGAACAGUAGAGUCCAUUUCCAAAAGGUUCUUCACUGAAGUUCCUUGCAUCGGUCAGGUUCUUGGAGACAGUUUUGCAGAAAUCGAGUCUCUCGGAGCCCCUGAACACUUCUGUGAGGACGAGCUGCUUGGCAUCUUGAACUCGGAUAAAAGGAAGAGUUUGACACUUAAGUACUAUGCAAAGAAAAUCCUGUACUUCUUCCGGCAGCAGAACAUUUUAAGGAAUUUGAAGGUUUUUCUUGAGCGACCACCUGAACAACAAUCAGCUCUGGAGGGUGCUGUUUUGGUGGACCAGUAUUGCAACCCUCUGACUGACGUCACUUUUGAGAGCAUAUCUGCACAGGUAGAAGAAAUCACAGACAAGGUGAAGAAGUGUCUGCGAGCGCAGAACGCCGCACACCCAAGUCUACGAGCCGGUCAAGGUGAAUGCUUCGUUCUGGAAGACUUUGAGUUUCAAAGGCAAGUCAUCUGUGCCGUGAAUGCUGUGCUGUAUGAGCAGUUACAGUACAAGGGCAAUGAGCGAGACUACUACAAUCCACUCAACUCAUACAUACAUCAGGUGCUGCUCCGCAGGACAGGCAUUCCCAUCAGCCUCUCAGUGCUCUACAUGACUCUGGCCAGGAAAUUAGGAGUCCCUCUGGAGCCCGUCAACUUCCCCAACCAUUUCCUGCUGCGCUGGUGCCAAAAUCAGAGGAGGUGUGGUGAUAUCUACGACUAUAUAUACAUUGAUGCGUUUGGGAAUGGGAAGCAGCUGGCUGCUAAAGAGUGUGAGAUUCUGAUCAAACACCAGGCGACAGCAGAUUACUACAGCGCUAUAAGUACCAGCGAGCUUCUGCUGCGGAUGGUGGGAAAUCUGCUGAAUAUCGGCAUGAGAGGGGAAGGGAAUGAGAAAUCAUAUCAGCUCCUGCGGGACUCUCUGGAUCUCUACCUCAGUAUUAACCCUGAUAACGUGCAGUAUCUUCUGCUACAGGCCCGUCUCUAUUUCCACCUGGGCAUCUGGCCAGAGAAAGUGUUGGAUAUUCUCCAGCACAUCCAGGCUCUGGACCCGUCUCAGCAUGGAGCGGUGGGGUAUCUGGUGCAGCACACGCUCGAGCACAUCCAGCAUAAGCGACAUCCAGUGGAGCCGGAGGUGAAAAGACGCAGCGCUCCUGAACACAGAGACGUUCAGUUCUCCACAGGCCUCAUCAUGAAGCAUAAGAGGUCAGGCUACAACUGUGUUAUCUAUGGAUGGGACCCUAAAUGCACCAUGAGUCAGGAGUGGAUUAACACCAUGAGGGUCCAUCAACUGUCUAAAGGGGCUGAUCAGCCGUUCUACAAUGUCCUGGUACAGGACGGGACCUGCAGAUAUGCUGCACAAGAGAAUCUGGAGCCUCACUCUGCGCCACUGGAAAUCGCUCACCCUGAAAUCGGCCGCUACUUCAACGAGUAUUCUGAAACGCACUACAUCUCAAAUGAAGAGCUGCAAGCGCGAUACCCAGAAGACAUGUGUAAAACCAACAGGACAGUAGAGGAGCUUUACCACUCUCUCACCCCAAACUCAGGCCAGUCACCAGAGCCCACCGCCAACUUCCAGGACCACGAUCUGUUAGAUCCCUAGACCAGCACUUAAAAAUUUUCAAACUACUUAUCUUAAAUGAGCAGAAACAACACAAUUCUUUUUAUCUGGGACAACUCAAUUGUUUAACGUUCAAUCCACUUACAUUUGUAAAAACUAAUAAGCUAACCUAAUUCUUUCAUGUUGCCCCAAGACAAGUCGAUUGUGUGGAACCCGGCAUUUUUUACAGUGAGAAUAAACGCAGAACAUAUCCACUUUUUUCAUCAUAACAUCUAAUAGAAGACCCGAUUUCAUAAUUGAAGGAAUUGAUAAAGGGACAGUUCACCCAAAAAUGAAAAUCCAUAUCAUUAUAUACUCAGCCUUCUCUAUUGAACACAAAUAAAGUUCCUUUGAGGAAUGUUGAAAAUCACCAGCCAUUGACUUCCUUAGAGUUGUAUGUUAAUGGCUACUGGUUUUCAACAUUCUUCAAAGUAUCUUCUUUUGUGUUCAUCAGAAAGAAAGAACUCAAACAUGUUCGCAGAAAGAAAAAACAAACUCAUGAAACUGUGGAGGGCAAGUAAUUUUUCAUUUUUGGAUGAACUGUCCCUUUAAAAGCAACAUUUCUAUGCGUUUUGGAUUUAGAGGGGAUUUUAAAGCUCCCCUAGAGUUAAACAGUUGAGUUUUACAAUUUUUUAAUCCAUUCAGCUGAUCUCAGGGUCUAUCCGGAGCACUUUUAGCUUAGCUUAGCAUAGCAUAGAUCAUUGAAUCAGAUAAGGCCAUUAGCAUCUCGCUCAAAAAUGUUCAAAUAGUUUUUUAUGAAUUCUUAUUUAAAAGCUUGACUCUUCUGUGGUAACAUUGUGUACUAAUAAUCAAGGAAAUUUUGUUGCCAUACCAUGGCUGCAGCAGGCGCAAUGAUACUAAGCACCAAUUUUCAUUUUCUUUUGUUCUUAGUUCACAAUUUAAUUACAGAAGAGUCAAUCUUUCAAUAGGAGAAUGAUCAAAACUCUUUUUUUUUUUUUUUUUUUUUUUUGAGCAAGAUGCUAAUGGUCUAAUCAGAUUCAAUGAUCUAUGCUAAGCUAAGCUAAAAAUGUUCCCACCAGAUCGCUGAUGAGCUAACUUAAUUCUUUCAUGUUGCCCCAACACAAAUCGAUUUGUGCGGAACCCGGUAUAUUUUACAUUGUGAAAUAAAAGCAGAACAUUUCCACUUUCUUUCAUCAGAACAUCUAAUAAGAGACCCGAUUUCAUAAUUGAAGGCAUUGAUGAAGAUCCAUGUCAUUAUACUCAGCCUCCACUAUUGAACACAAAAGAAGUUACUUAGAAAAAAACAAAAAGCACUAUGGAAGUCAAUGGCUGUUGAUUUUCAACAUUCUUCUAUGUAUGUUAAUGGUUUCUUCCAACAUUCUUCAAAGUAUCUUCUUUUGUGUUCAUGAGAAAGAAAAAAAAAACUCAAACAUGUUUGCAGAAAGAACAAAAAAAGCCUCAUGAAAAUGUUUUGAGGGCAAGUAAUUUUUCAGUUCUAGAUGAACCGUCUCUUUAAAGCAACACUUCAAUCCUUUUUGCAUUUAGACUCAUUUUAAAGUUGAGUCUUACCAUUUUUUAAUCCAUUCAGAUGAUCUCUGGGUCUAUCGAGAGUUCCUUUAGCUUAGCUUAGCAUAGAUCAUUAAAUCAGAUUAGACCAUUAGCAUCUCACUAACAAUGACUAAAGAGUCUCUAUAAGUUUCCUAUUUAAAGCUUGACUCUUCUGUAGUUACAUUGUAUACUGAGACUAAUGGAAAAUGAAACUGUGUUUUUUUCUAGGCUUAUAUAUCUAGGAACAAUAUUCUCAUUCUGGCGUAACAAUCAAGAGAUUUUGUUGCCAUACCAUGGCUGCAGCAGGCGCAAUGAUAUCAUGCAUCAGUUUUCAUUUUUUGUUGGUCUUAGUGCAAGAUUUAAUUACAGAAAAGUCAAUCUUUCAAUAGGAAAAUGAUCAACUUUUUUUUUUCUUUUUGAGCAAGAUGCUAAUGGUCUAAUCCGAUUCAAUUAUCUAUGCUAAGCUAAGCUAAAAAUGUUCCAAACAAAUCACUGAUAGGCUGAAUGGAUUAAAAACUGGUAAAACUCAAUUGUUUAACUCUAGCAGAGCUGUUUAAUGAGCCUAUUUCUAAACAAAGUGGAGUCUUUAGUCGUAGGUUUUCACAAAUUUGUUAACUUCUGGUCCUAGAUCAGUCUCCCAGGCAAUUUUGACCCAGAGCUGCAAAUGUAGUCUGAGCUGAAAGAAACUACGAGUGUUGUUUUCGAGUGGUGUACAAACGAUGUUACAGUAUUCGUACAAAAUAAGUUACAGUAUUCGUGCAGAUACAAAACUUAGAUGUAUAGACUAUAUAAACUCGCACUACAGAGGGUCUGAAUAUUCAGUUAAAUGUGUUGAAGAUCAUCGUCAGGCCGUCAUUAAUAACUGAACUAAUGCACUAAUAUGUUAAUAAACACACACUUCACGUGAGGAAUAAUGUCUGACACUGUCACCUUGAAAUAUUUUGUAAUGUUUACUUCAGAAUUAUCAAAAUGAAACCUGGAGAACAAGAGCUCGAUGAGUUUGUAGUGGUUGUAAAUAUAAAAGUAUUGAGAAUAUAAGAGAAUGAAUCACAAUAAAAGAAAAAGCCCCAUG
This is a messenger RNA of Danio rerio (zebrafish), 4534 nucleotides long. NCBI's taxonomy places the organism in Eukaryota, Metazoa, Chordata, Actinopteri, Cypriniformes, Danionidae. The record is from RefSeq and is a predicted model, not a curated record.